Molecule: messenger RNA, 3014 nt
Organism: Pseudo-nitzschia multistriata
Lineage: Eukaryota; Bacillariophyta; Bacillariophyceae; Bacillariales; Bacillariaceae
Source: the annotation of a GenBank genome assembly
AACGGUGAUCCCAAGUCUACAAUCUGCAAUCGAUAAAUUGUGAUUGACGAUCAUAUCUUACUAGUUCUACCACGCAUCGUAUUUUAAGGCGAAAACAUUUUUGAUCAUAAACUUACGAUCCGAGAAGAACCAAUCGGCGGCAAAAGAAAGAAGCCCCUCUGGCGGUAAAGAAUCAUAGAGAACCAUUACAUCAGAAUAUGAYACACUGAUUUGUGUCAUAGAAAGCCAAACAUGACAGCAGAAAUUAACGACAAUGACAGCAMCGGUUCGYCACCGGGAACCCCMACGGGUUGGAUCGGCUGGAAGGAACGCGGGAAGCAGGCCUACCUCCGCGGCGAUUUURGCGUCGCACUGCAGGCCUACUCMCAGGCACUCCACCAUCAGCAGCGUUCAUCUGCCUCGCUCGGGGGUCCCUCCGUACUGGACCAGCAGCUCCUGUUGAGCAACAUGGUUGCCUGUCGGCUGAAACUGGGGGGAGCCGCCCAAGCGGAAGCAGCGGUGGCCAACGCCAAAACCUGCAUCGGACUCAAUGACCGAUGGGCCAAGGGCCAUGUUCGCCUCGCCUCGGCCUACAUUGCUCUCCGGAAUUGCAGCGGAAGCGACGGCRUUGGAAGCAGCUACUCCAACGAUGCCUGCAACUCCCUUCAACGGGCCCUGCAGCUGGAUCCGGGGAACCCCACYGCCAGGGACAUGCUCGUGCGGGAGUUGCGGUCCCGAGACCACGGCCGCCGAGGCAGCGGGGAHAACCACGGACAAUGCAGCCAAGAACGUACGCCCCAACCCUCCGCGCCACCACAGCACAUGGAUGACAACURCAGCAGCAGCCGUGGUACUACAAGAACUACCGGCGAUAGCAGCAGCAACACAAACCAUCGGAAUCCAGGGGAUCGACGUCCUCCUCAAGAUUCUCGUUCUUCCAGCAAUGGCAACGGCAAUAGAAACCGCCACAACGCGGACAACGAUAUCGACGAUGCUGGCAGCAURUCAUGGAACGAACGCUUUCACUUUCAGUGCCAGAGAGCAAAAUUCUGGUACUUGUCUCAGUCGGAAGAUGUCCAAUCACUCCUCAAAGUCGCUCUAGCUGUUGUGGUAAGUCCAACACCAUCUAACGCAUUAAAAUGCAACGGAGUUCUCUACAAAGUGCGACACACCACAAAGGUUACCGACGAAAGCAACGAAAGACAAAAAGCUGCUGCUCUGAUAAAAAUUAUAUGAACAGUAGCUGCUGAUUGGCGAAAAUAGUGGUUCCGUGUCUUAAGAAAUUGCUUGAAUAUCACCAACCGUUCAAAAUGGUUCGUUUUUGUUCUUGAUGUUGGUGCUCUAUCUCACUCCAUGUUUCCAUUCGUCUCCGUAUCGUGCUUAAACUCCCUCUUUCGCAUUCCAAUUCACCAGGUCCUGUAUGUGGCCUUUGGAGGUCGCUUUGGCCUUGAGUACUUGUUCCAAAAGAGCAGCGGCAACAACAACAUCAAUCGAAGAGGUGGUGGUGGAGACGUAUACGAGGAAUUUUACCGAUCCCGCAACAACRAUCGCUACAACGAUCACUACAACGAUCGCGACAGCUACGGGGAUCGCUAUUCCUCGUAUUACGGAUCCAGCGGGGGCGGUUACGAUCGCCACGGCUAUGGUUCGUCGUCAUCGUCAUGGUCGUCGUGGUGGAGAUCUGGCAGAGGRACCGGGUCGUCAUCGUCGGUGUCCCCCGAGUGGAACUAUUAUUCCCGUACGCUGCUGGCGGUCGUGCUAACCUACGUUGCGCAGCGCUGGUUUGGAAUCGGUCCCUACCAGGCCAUGRUUUUGGUAAACCUGCUCCUCGGGAGACGGCGGGGCGGGGGAAUGCACCAUUUUCCAGGAGGGAGAAGAGGUGGAUGGGGCGGGAUGUUUGGUGGGAACCAGUUUCGGCACCGACCGGGAGGAAUGUGGAGAUGAGACGAGCUAAUUUGCAGAGGAUUUCGUUGUCUUCUGUUGCCUCGCGCGGUGCGCCUCGACACUGCAUCUCUUCCCGUGGAUUGCAUCCAGAAAUUUAAGACACACUAAGGAACACACCAUAUUUGUAGGGCACUAGAUUCCCAUCAUGCACCGUCCGUUCGAACUCGUAUAAAAACACAGCACGUGUAGAAUACACUAUAGCAGUGCAGACCACCACGCACGCCACGCUAGUCGCCCCCGAUCUCUCGUUUCACCUCCGCCGCCGAUGCCCUGAGCGCCGCAAUGGCCACCGUGUUGGAGACGACGCCUUCCCUUCCGUCGCCGCCGCCCGGUGCCGGCAACCCGUUCGCGUGCCACGAAACACCGCCCGCGAUCGUUCCCACGACCCGCUGGCUCAGGUCCAUGUGUCGGUCUAGACGUGGAUUGCGGGCUUGGUCCCGGUGGUCGUCGGCGUUGUUGCAGCCGGCGGCCUCCCGAAGGCGAAGGAAGUUCGAACGAACCCUGGUCUUGGCCUGUUCGAGGGUUUCCACCGCAUCGAGAACGCUCCGCACCGAUGAUGCCGCUGCUCCUUUUGCUUCGGUGGCGUUGUAGAGCAUCGUCUGGGCGUUGGCGUAGUCUUCUACGAAACCGCACUGCUCCUCCAGGAGCUCCAAAACAACRGCGGUGGUCUGGGCCGUAAGCGCCAUGCUGCUUCUUGAAAAACUUCCGAGGUAUCCGACCUGGGUUUUCUUGUUUCUAUAACGUGCCGUUGUGGAGGUGAUUUUUUAGGAUGGAUUUUUUAAUGAUGGAUGGCGGGACACGAUAGCAUUUGACUGUACGGUACGGUACAUCGUCGAUAAAAAAGGUUAGAAGUAUGUUUAUUAGGCGUACGUACUCGUAGUAUGUACUCUCAAAUUGUACUGUACGUACAGUAUGAUUGUAGUAUGGAUAUUCGGGAAUUUUGGCAUCAGUGGUAGAUAGGCUUGCUCGCGACCGCAGGUAGGCAACAUAUUUUUAAAAAUACGAGCGAACAAAUAAAGACGAAGCAAAACCCCAUGGAGUUACUAGUAAGGUAAAAAAAGCAGUCAGAGAAAUCAACCAUGAAUUAGUUA